GAGGGGGUCUAAAUAACCCCCCUGCUUCCAUGUUAGCCCAUAUUUCAAUUCAGACAGGAUCGAAAACCCCAAAUUAAUCAAUCGAGUCCUCUGAGCGCCGACCAGUUGCUUUCCCCCUAUACGAUCCCAGCCUUCUCCUGAUUGGGAUUCUGCCCCAACCCAACUCAAGCCCCCCAGCCUUCUUAAUAAAAUCCGAAGGGCUCCACCGCCCGUUAGUUCAGGCCUCCAACCAACGGCGAUCUCUUCUCACAUCCAUCCCCCUCCCAUCUCAAUCCAGUCAAAACCCUAGACCAAACCAACGGCGGCCAUGGACGAUUACGAGGGCCGGGAGCGGUUCGACAUGGAGAACGACUACGAGGACGGGCAAUGGAUCAACGGGCCCGACCUCACGAAGCCCGUCCAGUUCGUCUCCACCGGCACCGUCAUGCCCGACCAAGAGAUCGACAAGGAGAACGGUACGGCGUCUGAAAACCCUAACUCUAACACCAACCCCAGCCAGGCUGGCCUCGGUUACGGCCUAGGGUUUCAGGCCGAUUCCAGUAGGAAAACUGAUGGGGGUGAGGCUGAUGAUGUGGAUGCUGAAUUUUUACCUACCGCGUUUGGGAGAAAGAUUAAGGAGGGGGCUCAGCGGAGGGAGAAGGAGAGAGAAAAAGAAAGGUCCGCGUCAACGAAGGCUGCUUCAGUGAAGAAAGGGAUGGGGAAGAGGGAUGCGGGGGCGGGUAAAUUUGAAGCGUUUACUUCCGGGAUCGGAUCCAAGCUUCUGAGGAAGAUGGGAUACAAGGGCGGCGGAUUGGGGAAGGAUGAGCAAGGGAUUACUGCUCCGAUCGAGGUGAAAAUGCGUCCGCAGGGGAUGGGGAUGGGUUAUAAUGAUUAUAAAGAGGUCAAGAUGCCGGCUUUAGAUGAGAAAGAACCUGAGGAGAAGCCGGCAGCCAAAUUGCCUGCUUCCUCCAAAGAGAAGAGGUGGUUGAAGCAGAAGCAGGGAAGGAAGAAAACUGAAAGUAAGUACUUGACGCCGGAGGAGCUUCUUUUGCAGAAGCAGGAGCAGGGGUUGGAGGACACAAAGGUGCAGAAAGUGCUGGACAUGAGGGGCCCACAGGUUAGGGUUUUGUCGAAUCUUGAGAAUUUGAAUGCAGAGGAAGAGGCAAAGGAGAACCAGGUCCCGAUGCCAGAGCUACAGCACAAUGUGAAGUUGAUCGUCGACAUGGCUGAGGUUGAUAUACAGAGGAUUGAUAGGGAUUUGAGGAGGGAGAGGGAGAAGGUAGUGAGCUUGCAGAGAGAGAAGGAUAAGUUUCAGAAGGAGGAAUUGAGGCAAAGGAAGCAGCUCCAGGUCAUGGAGACCAUUGCUGGAGUGGUGGAAAGAGUUGGGGAGGAGAAUUCCUUGGGUGUUUUGAAUUUAGAAUCGCUUUUGACCACCUUCAGUAAUCUGAAGCAACAGUAUAAAGAGGAGUACAAGCUUUGCAACCUUUCAUGUAUUGUUUGUUCCUUUGCAUACCCUUUGCUUAUCCGAGUCUUUCAAGGGUGGCAGCCACUUCAGAAUCCACAUCAUGGGUUGAUACUUAUGGCUUCAUGGAAGAGUCUGUUGCAAGGGGAUCAAGAUCAACCUUUUGAUUAUUCGGAAAAUCCUGUCGAUGCUUCUCCCUAUACUCGGCUUGUUAACGAGCUUAUUUUCCCUGCGGUUAGAAUAUCAGGGACUAAUAGUUGGAAGCCAAGGGACCCUGAGCCGAUGCUUCGGUUCUUGGAGUCAUGGGAACAGCUUCUUCCUCCUUCGCUGGUUCAGUCAAUUCUUCAGAAUGUUGUGAUGCCGAAAUUGUUGGAGGCAGUGGACGAAUGGAAUCCUUUGUUGGAGACUGUCCCAAUUCACUCCUGGGUCCAUCCGUGGCUUCCUCAUUUUGGUCAGGAACUGCAACCUUUAUAUCACAGGAUCUGGCCCAAAUUUGAUGUUGCCCUGCGAGGUUGGCAUGCGAGUGAUUCAUCGGCUUAUGCUGUCCUUUCUCCAUGGAAGGAUGUUUUUGAUGCAGCCAGUUGGGAGAGACUUAUAGUUCGAUGGAUUGUUCCCAAGCUGAUAGAUGUGAUGAAAGAAUUCCAAGUAAACCCCGCAAACCAGAUUUUGGAUCAGUGGAAUUGGGUCAUGACAUGGGCUUUAGUUAUUCCAAUACACCACAUGGUUAACCUACUCGAGGUUGAGUUCUUCUCGAAAUGGCAUCGAGCCUUGUAUGGAUGGUUGUGUUUAAAUCCUGAUUUUAAUGAAGUUACUCGGUGGUAUAUGGGAUGGAAGAGUCUUUUCCCUCCAGAAUUGCUUGCUAAUGAGAGGAUUAGACAGCUUCUGACGGCUGGUCUUGAUAUGAUGAAGCAAGCAGCAGAAGGCGCGCCAGUGGUGCAACCUGGGGUUAGAGAGAAUGUCAGCUACUUGAGAGUUACUGAGCAAAGACAGUUUGAAGCUCAGCAGCAAGCAGCUGCAGCAAGGGCACAUGCAGAUAAUUUAGGCAAUGCACCUCUUAAAGACCAGAUCCAGUUUUUUGCGGAAGAGCAAGGGGUGCUAUUUGUACCGAAAGUUGGUAAAUUGUACAAUAGUCUUCAGGUGUAUGGAUUUGGCAAUGUGAACAUCUGCAUAGAUUAUCCGAAACAGCUUAUUUAUGCACAAAGCUCUGGAGGAUGGCUUCCUGUGUCAUUGAGCCAACUGCUACAGAUGCAUCGGAAUUCUGCACAGCGAUAAAGGUGCUGCCUAGCUGGUAAAGAUUUUUUUUUUCAAUGUGCAGUUAAUUUCUGUUUUCUCUAAAUUGUUUUAUCUUUGUCAUCUAUAAUUGUCACGCCCCGCUUCCCAAAAUACCC
Messenger RNA from Asparagus officinalis (garden asparagus), 2829 nucleotides. RefSeq names its product septin and tuftelin-interacting protein 1 homolog 1. Gene Ontology annotation, biological process: spliceosomal complex disassembly. Gene Ontology annotation, molecular function: nucleic acid binding. The record is from RefSeq and is a predicted model, not a curated record. The coding region runs from base 308 to 2713 and encodes 801 amino acids. Gene Ontology annotation, cellular component: U2-type post-mRNA release spliceosomal complex. NCBI's taxonomy places the organism in Eukaryota, Viridiplantae, Streptophyta, Magnoliopsida, Asparagales, Asparagaceae. The transcript has a single exon.